Topomyia yanbarensis is the source of this 1480-nucleotide messenger RNA. Its product is annotated as alanyl-tRNA editing protein Aarsd1-A. Gene Ontology annotation, molecular function: nucleic acid binding; ATP binding; Ser-tRNA(Ala) deacylase activity. Bases 226 to 1443 code for a protein of 405 amino acids. The transcript has a single exon. NCBI's taxonomy places the organism in Eukaryota, Metazoa, Arthropoda, Insecta, Diptera, Culicidae. Gene Ontology annotation, biological process: alanyl-tRNA aminoacylation; regulation of translational fidelity. The record is from RefSeq and is a predicted model, not a curated record.
UUAGCUAGGUCUUAUUGAAAUUCAAAACAAAACUAUUUUUGAUACUUCUUAUAUGCAGAUGAUUAAGUCGUUUAAGUAUAUUUUUUUUAAUCGCAAUACAAACCGUGCGAAUAACUGUAGACUGUACCAACUCAUCGAUGAUGUUUUUUAUUUGGCAACUGAUAAAAAUAUCUACGUUUUUUUCGCACCCACAUCUUCCAGAAUAAAAUCGUUUCUAUAGUCAUCAUGGUUUUCAAGUGCCAGGAAGACAGUUUUCUCACAGAGUUCUGUUCUACAGUGGUCGCUUGUGAGCGAACCGACCGGGGCGGAUACAACGUAAUCUUUGAGGAUACGGUACUGUUCCCCGAAGGUGGCGGUCAGCCGUCGGAUCACGGUUGGCUCAAUGAUUACGAAGUGAAAAACGUCACUAGAACAGGACCGGAUGCGAUACACUUUGUGGAAGGUGAGCAGGCACCGUUCCAGAUCGGGGACAGAGUCCACCAAAAGGUAAAUUGGGAGCGUCGAUUCGAUCACAUGCAGCAACACUCCGGUCAACAUCUGAUAACAGCGAUAUUUGAUCGAGAGUUUGGUUUCAGCACCCGUUCCUGGUGGCUCGGAACGGAUGAUUCAUACGUAGAUUUGGAUACGACGGAUGUCACCCGAGAGCAAUUGGAAACGGUGGAGAAGAUAUGCAACCAACUGAUUGUGGCAUGUACGCCGGUGACGGUCGACGUCUUUCAACCGGACGAUCCAGCACUCAAAUCAGAUGCGACACGCACCCGAGGACUUCCGGAUGAUGUCAGCGGUCCUUUGCGUGUUGUCACAAUUGACGGAGUUGAAAAAAAUAUGUGCUGUGGAACACACGUCAAAAAUCUAGCUCAACUGCAAGCUAUAAAAUUUCUAAACUUGGAAAAGAGUAAAAAUAAAUGCCUAGUUCACUUCCUGGUCGGGAGCCGUAUCAUUCGAAAGUUAACCGAAUGUUACGAAAGAGAACUUCAGUUCAACAUCCUGCUCAAUGGAGGCCCACCUUCUCACACCGAUCUGAUCAAGAAGCUGCAAACUACGGUAAAAGCUGCACAAAAAACCUCCAAGAAACUUACCGCCGAGCUGGCUCUGCUUGAGGCGGAAAAGGUUAAUUCUGCAGAACCUAAACCUAGGUUCUAUGCCAUCCACCGGUUGGAUGGUACCGAUUCCGAUUUCAUCAAUACAUUUUUAAGGAACAUAAAAUUGGUUGACUGUUUUCUCUUCUUAACCACCGGUGACGAAAGCGGAAAAGGACAGCUGCUACUUCAGGGGAAGCCGGAGGACAUUGUUCAACUAGGAGGCGAUAUUUGUAAGCUACUCGACGGAAAGGGUGCAGGCAAAGGAACCCGAUUUAACGCCAAAGUAAACAAGCUAAAAGCCAUUGAUCAAUGCCAGAAGCUUAUUGAGCAGCAUUUUAAUUCGCAUAACGUUGAGAAGUAGAAUGCAAUACUGCAAAUAAAAACAAAAUACAAACCUG